Messenger RNA from Mya arenaria, 708 nucleotides. Its product is annotated as NADH dehydrogenase [ubiquinone] iron-sulfur protein 4, mitochondrial-like. The transcript is spliced from 5 exons. The record is from RefSeq and is a predicted model, not a curated record. The coding region runs from base 59 to 571 and encodes 170 amino acids. Lineage: Eukaryota; Metazoa; Mollusca; Bivalvia; Myida; Myidae. Gene Ontology annotation, biological process: electron transport chain.
CCAUUUUUGAUCGAUCGGAAGGGUUUUAUUAAUUCGAAUAAGUUGUUCGGAAACAAAUAUGGCGUCCGUAACGCAAAUAUUCCGAAACAGAUGCAGUCUUUUGACCAGAAACUUCAUUCGGACACUGGCGGAUGAUUCUCGAGUGACACAGGUGCCAGUGAUCGAAGAAAUAUCCGAGACGCACACAGAGAGGGAUACCAUCAUUGUAGAUAAACAUGAGCAACUGUCGCCUGUGAGCGGAGUGCCGGAGGAGCAUGUGAGAACAAGGAGGAUACGGAUCUACAUGCCUGCCAAGAAUGCCAUGCAGAGUGGCACAUUCGGCCUCAACAAGUGGCGCAUGGACUUUGAUACUCGGGAACGAUGGGAAAACCCUCUCAUGGGAUGGGCCUCUACUGGAGACCCAUUGUCCAACACUCAUUUAGAGUUCAACAGUAAGGAUGCUGCAGUGAACUUUUGUGAGAAAAAUGGCUGGGAAUGCUAUGUUGAUGAACCCAAAAAAACAGCUUUCAAGGUGAAAUCAUAUGGAGCUAACUUCAGCUGGAACAAGAAGACCCGAGUUUCCACAAAGUAGUUGAACUACUCUUUAUAUGAACUUAGAUACUUUUAGUGUAUGAGGAGUGCAGAGUGGUAUGACAUUUGUGAAGAUAAAUUAUUGUUUCAGUUCUAAUGUGCUUACAUGCUUGUUAAUAAAUAACCUUGAAAUUUUAA